This is a messenger RNA of Exophiala xenobiotica, 2384 nucleotides long. RefSeq lists its product as uncharacterized. Gene Ontology annotation, biological process: amino acid transmembrane transport. The record is from RefSeq and is a predicted model, not a curated record. Gene Ontology annotation, cellular component: membrane. Gene Ontology annotation, molecular function: amino acid transmembrane transporter activity. NCBI's taxonomy places the organism in Eukaryota, Fungi, Ascomycota, Eurotiomycetes, Chaetothyriales, Herpotrichiellaceae. The transcript is spliced from 3 exons. Bases 554 to 2275 code for a protein of 573 amino acids.
CUUUGAUGUCUAGCGGGCAUGAUAAUCUCAAUCCACAACCAGGAUGGCCGGCGUUUGAGUAAACAAUAUACCAUUACCAAAACAUGUCUCCGUGUCUCCCUUCACAGGCGCUAUCACUACAGGAGAUUGGUACAUCAUUUCUUUGGACGAUGUGCAACACGGGAUGUCCCGGAAGACGUACUGGACCGAGAACUUGAAUUUCGGUCUGUUCUUCUGCAAAUUUGACUUAUCCUUCAACAGAUGGCGAGCUGGAAUCUACCGCGGUUUGUCGGGGAGACAUCAUUUUGCCGCGGAGAAGUCGCCAUCUUCCACGUCGGAACUCCUGCCACGAACACCGAGACUUUUCGAAGUUCUUUCCAAAGGACAUCUUAUCUCGCACUACGCAUGCGGACCCAGUGCCUUUUCUGCUAUAUAUGAUCGCCGUCUGGAGGGCUGUGUUCUACCAAUCUCUGGGUGUUUGUCUAUGUGUGGACUUUUGCUUUCUUUCUAGCUUCAGACAGACGGUUACCAAGACGCCCAAGCAUCUCCUAUCACCAGUUGUCAUCGAGCUGCCAUGGACAAAAUAUCUCAAGCACCUUCACCUGAGCUGACGCAGCAAAUCACGAAACAAGAGGGUUCAAGUUUUGAGUUGACAACAAACGAUGGAAAGACUGCUAGUCCUUUACCACAGGAGCAGCGCCUGCAUAGGGGCCUCAAAGCCCGUCAUAUCGCGAUGAUUGCAAUCGGCGGCGCUAUAGGCAACGGAUUGAUCAUCGGUACUGGUCUGGCUCUCGCUGAAGCUGGACCCGCUCCCUUGCUCAUCAGCUACACUAUUAUCGGAUUCCUGGUCUUCGUGGUCAUGACAGCCCUUGGGGAAAUGGCGACUUGGCUACCUCUCGGGAGCGGCUUCACCGGGUACGCUGCGAGAUUUGUUGACCCGGCGCUCGGUUUCUCCCUGGGUUGGACGUACUGGAUAAAGUAUGCUCUCACCAUGCCGAAUCAGUUGACUGCAGCAUCACUAGUGCUUCAGUACUGGGUCGAUCGAGACCGCGUCAACCCGGGCGUUUUCAUUGCAGUAUUUCUGGUUGUCGUUGUGGCCAUCAACUUUUUCGGUUCGGCUUUCUUUGGUGAAGUGGAAUUCUGGAUGACUUGCGUCAAAGUCAUUGUCAUUGUCGGUUUGAUGAUUUUGUGUAUCGUGCUAGCCCUAGGUGGGGGCCCCAAUCAUGAUCGAACAGGCUUCAGAUAUUGGUCUGAUCCAGGUGCAUUCAACGAGGUCAUAUUGACCGGUGCCUCUGGUCGGUUUCUAGCUGUCUGGUCCACCUUGAUCACUGCCACUCUCGCAUAUCUUGGAACCGAGAUGGUCGGGGUUACCGUCGGCGAGGCGCAGAAUCCUCGUCGGACCGUUCCGAGAGCAAUGAAGCUUACCUUCUACCGGAUUCUGUUCUUCUACGUUGGUUCAGUCCUCUUUUUAGGGAUGGUUGUUCCGUACAAUUCCGAGCAACUAGCCUUCGCCACCAAGCAGUCAACCUCCGCUUCGGCUUCGCCUUUUGUGGUCGCUAUUCAACUGGCAUCUAUCAAUGUCCUGCCAGGUAUUGUCAACGCCUGUAUCUUGAUCUUCCUCUUCUCGGCGGCGAACACCGACCUAUACGUCUCCUCCCGCACUUUGUACAGCUUGGCUAUCGAAGGUUCAGCGCCGCAAAUCUUCAAGAAUACCAAUUCGAAUCGAAUUCCAGUGUACGCCCUUAUCAUGUCCGCGAGUUUCGGCUUACUUGCGUUCAUGAAUAUCUCGGACGACUCAAAGAGAAUUUUUAAAUAUCUCAUCAGCAUUAUCACAACUUUUGGCUUGUUGACUUGGAUUUCCAUUCUCGUCAGUCACAUAUACUUCGUGCGUGCAAGACGUGCGAGGGACGUGCCCGAUACCGCUUUGGUAUACAAGGCACCACUGGGCAUAUAUGGUUCAUAUGGUUCACUACUAGUUUUGAGCCUAGUACUUUUGACAAAGAACUUUACCGUCUUCGUAUCGAGCUCACGAGCUGGUGGUAGCUACGGCAAGUUCGAUUACAAGACUUUCAUCACUGGUUACGUGGGAAUACCUAUCUACUUGAUUCUGAUCUUGGGAUAUAAGGUCUUGAUGCGGAGCAAGACUGUUCGGCCUGAGAAUGCGGACCUGUUCGGUGGGAGACGGGAGAUCAAUGAUGAGGAAGCAGAGUUUCUGGAGGCCCGAAACGCGGAAAUGGCCAGUCGAAAUAGAGAGAGAUGGGGAGUGGCAUACCGCUUUAUUGCUUGGCUAUUCUAGCUUGUGCAUCCCUCGCACUUGCCUUCAUAGCGAGGCAAGGGAUAGAAAUGAUUGGGGAGGACUCGAUGAGUGAUAGACCGGGCAUGCAACGAAUAGGCUGGAAUCUAAU